Molecule: messenger RNA, 3273 nt
Organism: Aspergillus clavatus NRRL 1
Lineage: Eukaryota; Fungi; Ascomycota; Eurotiomycetes; Eurotiales; Aspergillaceae
Product: Sfi1 family protein
Exons: 2
Coding region: 1-3273 (1090 amino acids)
Source: RefSeq, a predicted model, not a curated record
AUGCCUCCGAAUCCCCCUCAGCGUAGAGCUUUGUCCUUGGAAACCCCGGCGCUCGCAGACGAAGAUGUCGGUCUCCUGUAUCAGAUUGUUUCCCGCGCGGAGCUGGAUCCGGAUGCCCAGCGACUUCCGUUCAGGGCAUUGUUCAACGCGUACGAUGAAGUCGUUGCGGAACAUGAGGUGGACGUGGAUCCAGGCCAUGCCUGUAUGCGCUUCCUCUUCAAGAUGGGAAGCAAAGAAGUCGUAGGUGGUUCUCUAUUCGACAAAUUCGAGAACCUGCUUGACCAGAUGGGAAUCGUUCUUGAGGUUGGCGGCGAUGAUACGCGGACUGAAGAAAACGACACUUAUGAAAAUUUCGAGCUUUCAGUUGAGGGCCGGGGUCACCAAAGGGUUAGCCAUGAUCGUGAUGUCUCCGUGCAGGAAGAUACCACACAGACGACGCGGCGGAGACGCGCAUCGUUCAAUUCGAUGUAUGAUAUCGGCGAUGACAUUACUCAAAGAAGCUUCGCCAACCGUCCGAGCUCCCGCUCCUCGAUGUCGCGACUACAGACCGGGAAACAGGAGUUUCCGGAGCCCGCGCCUCCGCUGACACCGGCGCCAGCACAGAGAAAACCUCCAUCAUCCGACAGAACUCGAUUGAUGGCGGAGUUUGUUGAUGUCGGGCGGAAGCUCAUGAAUCGACUCGACAUGCUCGCUUCUCAAAAGAGUAAACAGGGCGAUUCACCACCAUCCAGUGGGAAACAUGCUAGGUCCGCCGUUGACCAAGACCGCUCGGAGAGAAUGGCGCAAGCCUCAGCUUCGCGCGGCCCUCGCUCUACAGCCUCGAUGGCCUCGGAUGAAGACAGCGAAGAGUCAGAGGCAUCCGCGCAACAUGACGAUAAUGUUCCAUAUUCUAAGCAGCAAGCUCCACUGGAGAUGCUGUAUAGACCAUCGCUCUCUGAUCUGCUGCGGGACGCCUCCACGUUUAACAUGUAUCGCCAGCGCGCAAUAUCUCGACGUAUUUUGACCCAGUGGCUGAAGAAGGCGGUCCAGAUGCGACAAACUCACCAGAGUAUGGAAGUUGUGGCAGUCAAUCGCGAUAGAAUAACACUCGUGCGCCAAGCCUUCGAGACAUGGCAUACGAUUAUUCGAGACAAACGUCGCGCAGCUCAGACAGAAAGAUUCUUCAAACAUCUCGAAGAGCGUGCUGGACGCGCCAGAGAUCUUUAUCUCAUGACAAAGGCUUUCACACAUUGGGCCCAAGUUGCUUCUGAUGAGGUUGCAAAAUCGUCUGCUGCGCGUCGGCAUGUCCUCAGUGUCAAGUAUUUUAAUGCCUGGCGUGAAAUUACGGCCGUGAAUGAGCUGAAGGCUCAAAGGUUUGCGCUGAAAAGACCCUUCAGCAUUUGGCGGAAAAAGGCGCUUGAAGUGAAGCGGAUAGAGCAGAAAGCUGUGGCUAUUCAGAACAAGAAAUUGACACACGCGGUUUAUUGGCAAUGGUUUUGGAGUUUCUGUGAUCGCCGAGCUCCACAGUGGUACGAUCAUCGACUUAAGAGACGUUCCCUGCUCUACUGGUUGCGAAAGUUUCGCACAAACCGAGAACAGAUCCAUGAGAUCGAAGUCAGGGAGAAACAGGCUGCCAUAACAUCAGCAUGGCAGAUCUGGUCCCAGAGAUCGAAAGCUGUUGUUGCUGCUGAACGAGAAGCUGAAUCUAUCCAACGCAAGCGACUCUUGGAAGACACAUUCGAGGAAUGGAAAGUACAAGCUCGAUUAGGUCCAGUGGCCCUGAACGUCUCCGCAAAGAUAGAUCGAAAUAUCGUUCAGGCUGCCUUCUCGCAGUGGGGCAGGCGGCUUCAAAUGCUCAGGCAAGCAAGGGAGGUGGACCGAAUGAGGAUCAUGCGCAACUCCUGGACAGCUUGGAACGACUUGCUUCGAUGCCAGGCUUUAACUGCUCGGAUAGAAGAGCGUUUGAAGAUGGAGACCAUGUACAAAUGGAUUCUCGCGGAGCGAUAUCUUUUGAUGCAGAGAAUUCGAGAUCAGCGGAUCACGCGUGAUGUCUUCUCUACAUUUGUGACAAAUGUUCGAAAGACUUACUCUCGUCUUUUGCAUCAUGCAGAUGUGCACGAGGAUCACCGAAACGAAGAACUCCUGCGCUCGAAGCUGAUCAUCUGGCGAGAUCGCCUUGCCCUUCAACGCGAACGCGAAGUGGCUGCUUCUGAAUUCUACACGCCACGCCUCCAGCAUGAGUCGCUUGUGGCCUGGCAUUCGAAGCACCAACAGAUGGUGAAGAUGGAGGGAUGGGCUCAUGAUGCCCGCUUCUACUUCUUAGCGACCAAAACUAUCAAAUCAUGGCACAAGGCUACAUUGGACUCCGCCAAGCGACGUCGCCAGGAGGCCUAUGCUCAAGUCCGGAGAAUGAUCAAGAUCAAUCUUGCCCUGAAGGCACUGACACAUUGGCAUUCAAGGGCUCAACAUAUCGCCGACUUGGAACAGCAAGCGGUUGAUUUGUGCCGAAGCAAAACUUUGGUCCUUGCAGCGGAGCUCCUGCAAACGUGGCAUGAGGCGGCUGUCAAGAGAAUACAAGAAAUCGAAGAGGCUGAGGUAUUCUAUGCCCGUCAAGUUGCCCGUGACCAGUUGGCACGCUGGACGGAGAAGUCCACCAAAUAUCGUGACCUAACACAACAGGCGAGUGAUGUUUAUCGCCUGCAUGGUUUGAGCCGAGCCAACGUGCAGGCCCGCAAAUUGAGUCUGCGUAUCUUUCAGAUCAGAAGCUCUUCAGAGACUGCGGACUCGAUGCGCGAGCGCAACCUGAGGAAACACUCAAGAAGCAUGUUCCGUCACUGGGUGGAAAAAGCUAGAAUAAAACUGGAGGCUCGUGACGUUCCGGGUCCCUUGAAAACUCCUGCCAGGACCUUUGAUGGCCCACUCGUCAACGGAUUGGACCGACCUCUGUUUGAUCCUUGGUAUCAGGAUGAAACCCCUUUUAGAUUUAAUGACUUCGCGGUAGAGCCCCAGGUCGCCUCGGCCACUCCCCUCGCCACGCCGAACUACAUGGCCUCUCCGUCCAAACGAGCGGCACGUGCGAAAGCUCUGGCACAGAUAUCCACGACACCUGCGACGCCUUUGUACACGCCCUUUGCUAGCCGACUGUUGCGUGCGGAAGCCAUGGGCACGCGAACCGGCUCCAGUUUCCGGGGCCGCAGUGGUCGGGGGAGCUCCAUGGGCACAAGUGUACGAUUUGCCGAUCAACCCCCCGAGUCACCGACGGACGGACGAGGCUCGGGAAAUCGACGACCUUGA